Trichophyton benhamiae CBS 112371 is the source of this 384-nucleotide messenger RNA. RefSeq names its product peptidyl-tRNA hydrolase domain protein. NCBI's taxonomy places the organism in Eukaryota, Fungi, Ascomycota, Eurotiomycetes, Onygenales, Arthrodermataceae. The transcript has a single exon. The record is from RefSeq and is a predicted model, not a curated record. Gene Ontology annotation, cellular component: mitochondrial large ribosomal subunit. Gene Ontology annotation, biological process: mitochondrial translational termination. The coding region runs from base 1 to 384 and encodes 127 amino acids.
AUGAGUGCCUUGCUACCCCUGGUGCCGAAGAUACUACAUCCCUCUAUCCGAUCGUCUCGAUACUACGCAGAGAACUCGCAGGCACUGGUCAUACAGGCGGAUGAGAGCCGCAAACAGUCGCAGAACCUCAAUGCCUGCUUCGACAAGCUGACUAGUAUGAUAGCAGAGGCCGGAAGGGCUGCUGUGCCCGGGGAAACCUCGCCUGAGCAGAAAAAGAAGGUCCAGAAGUUGUGCGUUGUUGAUACCGAGAAGACUACGAAGGUUAUCAAAAAGACUACGGCUAACAGAUAUUACAGACAGAAAGCCGCAAAUGAGGCGAGGAUACGGAUGAAAAAGGCACACAGCAACAAGAAGAGCAGCAGAAAAGGCAGAUCAGACGAGUGA